This is a messenger RNA of Funneliformis caledonium, 294 nucleotides long. The record is from the annotation of a GenBank genome assembly. Lineage: Eukaryota; Fungi; Glomeromycota; Glomeromycetes; Glomerales; Glomeraceae.
AUGUUAAAAGUAGGUGUAAAAAUAGGAAAGUUUGAGAUCAAAGAGAAUAUGAUAGUUACUGAAUCCUCUGGAUAUAAUAUUGAUCUAAAAGCAUUUACUUUAAUAGAUUUUAUUGAGAAAGAAUAUGACAAGUUAGAACUUGAAGAAUUAUAUAAAAACCCUCAACACUAUCUGAAUGUAUCCUUUAAUAAUAAUAUGACUACCAUUAAUAGUCAACAAUAUUCAACUGAAUUUUUAGAAUUUAGUAAACUUGAACUUCUUAAGACUGACAAGAAUUGUAAAGAAUCAGAAUGA